AUGGGAUUAGGUUUAACUAAGCCAUUAAAUACAACUGAGGAAAGUAAAACGUGUGCAAAAAAAAAGAAAAUAUGUUGUGUAUGCUUAGAUACAAAAAAAUUAAGAGAUGAAUGUAUUGUUAAUUUAGGAGAAGAACAAUGUAAGAAAUAUAUUAAUGAUCAUAAUCAGUGCCUAAGAAAUGAAGGGUUUGAUAUCAAAUAA
This is a messenger RNA of Plasmodium yoelii, 201 nucleotides long. RefSeq names its product cytochrome c oxidase copper chaperone, putative. The transcript has a single exon. Lineage: Eukaryota; Apicomplexa; Aconoidasida; Haemosporida; Plasmodiidae. Bases 1 to 201 code for a protein of 66 amino acids. Gene Ontology annotation, molecular function: copper chaperone activity; copper ion binding. Gene Ontology annotation, cellular component: mitochondrial intermembrane space. The record is from RefSeq and is a predicted model, not a curated record.